GUGCUAUUGGCGUGGACUGCUAACCACAGCUAGCCCCAAGAAAGGUGUUUUUCUCACUGGAACACAUGAAAGCCGACAGGGAAAUGAAGCGCCUUUUUGUGGGUGGCCUUACCCAAGCGAUUUCUCAGGCUGACCUACAAAAUCAGUUCAGCAAAUUUGGAGAAGUUUCUGAUGUAGAGAUCAUCACACGGAAAGAUGAACAAGGAAACCCACAGAAAAUAUUUGCAUAUAUCAACAUCAGCGUAUCAGAAGCAGACCUAAAAAAAUGUGUGUCUGUUUUAAAUAAAACAAAAUGGAAAGGUGGAACACUACAAAUUCAGCAGGCGAAAGAAAGCUUUUUGCACAGACUGGCCCAAGAGAGAGAAGCUGCAAAAGCUAAAGAAGAAAAUCCAAAAAUGGGAAACACUGACUUAAAUACAAAGAUGGGAACAAUCGAUUUGAAUAUGAAAGCGGUUCCAGGAACAGAAGUACCAGGACAUAAAAAUUGGGUUGUGAGUAAAUUUGGAAGAAUCUUACCGGUCCUUCAUCUUAAGAAUCAACGUAAACGAAAAAUCAUAAAAUAUGACCCAUCAAACUUCUGCCAUAACCUGAAGAAGAUAGGGGAGAAUUCUGUAAGCACAAUCCCUAUAACAAACCUUACUUGGCAAUUGGAAGAAAGGAAUGAUCCUAUGAGUAAGAAACGACGAGGAGACUUCACUGACUUUCACAGCCCCCCCAAGAAGUUAAUUAAAGAACAGCAUGACACAGAGUCAUCUGCGUCUGAAGGCGAUGAAGCAUACAAUGAUAUAAUGCAAAACUGUCUUCAUGUCGACCUCACUUUGGCUGAUCUGGAACAGAUGUGUCGCAGUGACCCGGAGCCUCCACGUGAAAGCACUGAGAGUGAUCGCCAGGAAACCACCAGCGACCGGUUUGUCAGGGACUCCAAGAGUCUCAAGACUUCUAACACUCUCUGUAGAGGCAAACCGUGCACGCACGCUGAGAAGAUAGUGAUGUCUCUGUUAGAGGAGAAAAAGAAUAGCUGUAGUGAACAGAAACCAAAAGAAAACAAAUUCCAGGCUUUCAAGGGAAUAGGUUCUCUCUAUGGAAAGGAAUCAAUGAAAAAAUUAUUGAAAGAAAGUAUUGUCUCUAACUAUUUUAAUAAAGACCAGCAUUUCUUGAAACUUGAGGAUCCCAGUAGCAUUUCCAUGGAAAAGGGAUCCUUGUAUGCUGAUAGCUCACUAAGAGAACUGACUUCAUACCAACAUGCAAAGAAGGCAAGUAGCCUAAACCAUACUGAGCUUCAAAACAGGCAAACCUCUUUUGAGAGCCAGGAUCACAAAGUGGUGACUCCGAGCAAAGAAAAGGUAACUUCUAGUCUGUUACCAUUAAAAGGUAAAAAGUCCUUAAAUCUUGGUGUAAAGGUCUACAAAACAGACUUUGAUAAAGAUGGUCACCUGGAUACCCCAGAGAUAGAAGUUGAUUUAGAGGAGAGAAGUGAUUCACACAGGUUUACAUCUGAAAAAUCACCAAACAUCUCUUCAUGGGAAGACAGGCUCAGCUGUGUGCUCAGUAAAAAGGCACAAAAAUGCAAAGGUGAUCUUCCACAUUCUUUGAGUAAUUCAGAUGUUGCUGAGAAUAGGCAUGCUCAAGAUAAUCAGAAGCGGUUGGAAGCCUUGGAUGCAAGACAAAAAGCAAAAGAAAUACAAAAGAAGCUCGUUCAUAAUGCCCUGGCAAAUUUGGAUGAUGAUUCAGAGAUCAAGCCAAUGCAUACUUACUUCAGCUCUGACAGUGAAAGUGAAACAAAAGAGAAAUCCAUUCAGAAACAAAGGUUUACAGGAGAGGAACUUGUGAAGGAAUCCAUUUAUAAAACAUCUGAGAAGCUGUUUGGUAGCAGUGAUGAUGAGGAAUCUGAUUCAGAAGACGACAGUAACAGGUUUAAUAUCAAACCUCAGUUUGAGGGCAGAGCUGGACAGAAGCUCAUGGGUUUGCAGUCUCACUUUGGAACUGAUGACAGAUUUCGAAUGGACUCUCGGUUUCUAGAAAGUGACAGUGAAGAGGAACAGAAAGAAGUAAAUGAAAAGGAAACUGAUAAAGAAGAUGACUGUGCUGCAGAAAAAAAGAAAGCACUGCGUAUUAUGCAGCUAGUUUUGCAUAACACAUUGAGCAGUUCUACAAGGAAAGAAUCAGUAACUGCUAAGAAAUUUAAGGACAUCAUACACUAUGACCCAACAAAGCAUGACCAUGCCACUUUUGAAAGAAAGAUAGAUGAUAAACCAAAAGAAAGUAAAACAAAGCGAAAGAUAAAAAGGAUGGAAGGUGAAAAGCUACCUGAGGUUUCAAAAAAAAUGUACUACCACGUUGCUAAGGAUUUGAAAGAAAGACUCCAAACUUCAGAGGAUAUCAGGGAAAGAAAAGAAAACAUGUCCUGGAAGGAGGACUGCGAUGGAGAUAAAACAGAAGUGAAUAAUGGCCUCACGUUUCUGAAGGACGGGGAUGAGAAACCGUCCGGAUUUACAUUCUCCUUUUUUGAUUCGGGUGCUAAAAAUAUGAAGGAAGAUACCUAUAGAGUAGAAAUAAUGAAACCUCCAAAGAUUGCCUGGCAGGAAGAUCCUUAUUACCAAGACAGCAGCUCAGAAGAGGAAGAUACUACUGAAGAAGCAGAUCACAGGAAGCCCAGUGUGGGAGAAGUAUCAAUACCUAAGGAAAAGACCAGGAGAUUUUUUUUUUUCUGUAGGAAUGAUGAACGACUUUAUGAUUCUGAUUUAUUCUGGAGAGGAACAGAAAGUAUUAUGAGUGGGAAUUCUUGGGAGGCCCGAACAAAUGAUCUGCAUAGGGACUGUCGAAAGAAACAUAAAGAUGCAAAAAGAAAAGUGAAACCAAAAUAGUAAAUGCCACCAUUGCUUAUGAUGCUGAAUGUCAACAGGAUCACCUAAAAAAAUUGGCGUAGAAAAUAAUUUUAGCUGAUAAAGAAAUUUUGCGUGUCAUCCUUGCGCAGGGGCCAUGCUUAUCUUCUCUGUAUCGAUCCGAUUUUGGAAUAAAGAAAUUGUCAGCCCUUU
Molecule: messenger RNA, 3035 nt
Organism: Echinops telfairi (small Madagascar hedgehog)
Lineage: Eukaryota; Metazoa; Chordata; Mammalia; Afrosoricida; Tenrecidae
Gene: NOL8
Product: nucleolar protein 8
Exons: 18
Coding region: 66-2864 (932 amino acids)
Molecular function (GO): RNA binding
Source: RefSeq, a predicted model, not a curated record